UUUUAUCUAAAUUCCAAAGAACUAUCACCAAUACAGACAAACAAGAAACAACCUUAUCUUCUUCUACUCGAGCAAGUUUCCACACUAUCAUGGCCUCAGCAGUGAUUCAAUUCCUCCCCCAUCCACACUCUCUUCAUCAACUCCAUCCCUCUUCAAAUCCCUCACAAUUCCACAUCCACAAUCUCCCACACCUCAAAAAACACCACCUGACCAUCAAAUGUACUUCUUCAAAUGACUCAGCUCCUGAACCAGACUUCCCAACCCCACCUCCAGGCUCUGAAACCACCAUCAGCCCAGAUAAGUUUCCAAUCGAAAAGCGAAGAAGAUCCGAAAUAACACGAGACCGGAGGUCCAGAACCAGUCUAGUGAAGCCUGAGCCACCAAACUUUGAGAUAGGAUGGAAGAGAACCAAGGAGAUUCCAUUGGAGAAGCCAAAAGGGUAUGUGAUAAUGGAUUUUUUGGAGAAGUUGGUGGGAUUAAUGGAGAGAGAGUUUGGGUCGGUGGCGCUUUUGGCGAAAGCGGGAGAGAUUGUGGCAGAGAGAGCUAGAGAAGAAGCAGAGGUGUUGAGAGAGGAGGGAGAAGUGGAUGAGAGAAUGGUGACUGAGCUGUUUAGAGUAUUGAAGCUGAUGGAAAUGGACUUGGCUAUGGUUAAAGCUGCUGUGAAAGAAGAGACUUUGAAUGAGAGGAUUGAACAAGCCAAGGCAAGGUGCAGGCAAGCUAUUCUUGUUGCAAAUUCGUUUUGAUUGAUAGUUUGUAUUGAAUUAUUCAUGGGGGCAAACUCAUUUGGUUUUCUGAUUGAGUAAUGUUAUACCAAAAAAAAAAAAAAAUUGGAACUUUGAUUA
Messenger RNA from Camellia sinensis, 842 nucleotides. RefSeq names its product potassium/sodium hyperpolarization-activated cyclic nucleotide-gated channel protein (gene CRR41). The record is from RefSeq and is a predicted model, not a curated record. Lineage: Eukaryota; Viridiplantae; Streptophyta; Magnoliopsida; Ericales; Theaceae.